This is a messenger RNA of Didymodactylos carnosus, 2324 nucleotides long. The record is from the annotation of a GenBank genome assembly. NCBI's taxonomy places the organism in Eukaryota, Metazoa, Rotifera, Eurotatoria, Philodinida, Philodinidae.
GAAGUAGUUUUUUCCAGAUGAUAUACUGGCACAACAGAAAAAUGAUAGGAAAAUUUUUGAAGAAGUAUACUGUUUUUCUACAGUCGUUUUCAAUUAAAGAAUGAUAGUUUUGCGUAGAUGUUUAUAUUUGUCCGUGGGAUUUCCUACAUAGUUUUUGUUGAAAAUAUGUGGCUACAACAUCAACGUCUUCCUAUUACGGAAAUUAUGAGCUUUUGUCAAUCGCGACAUGAACCAAUAUCAGAGGAAUAUUUCUCUGAUGAAAGAUGAUGAGGAGAAAGAUAACGAUUGAUCUAAUCAUAGAAGAAGAUGCGAUCAAAAGGUUUAACAUCCAAAGAAGUAAUUAUUACAUACCCAGCUACAAGCUAAAAUUUGUCUACUAAAAUGGCUAUAACUCUGGAGGGAAGGCCUAAGCGCACGUAUCCUUUUGGAGUUUUUCACACCUCAUCGAGGUCUACCUAUCGCCAAAAGAUGGAGUCUAAACGGCUUAAACACCUCGGUAUGUUUCCUCGUCAGUAUAUUUUUUAUUGCGCGCUCAGUAUUUUUGCUUACGAGGGAACAUUCCCAAGUGAUCCGCUCCGUUUGCAUUCAUACUUUGUUCAUAUGUAGGGAUUAGUAUAUAUAUGUACAUAUUAAAAUAAAUAUAGACCCUGUCGUUUAACAAAAUAAUAAUGUAAAGUUUAAAAUCAUAAGAUUUGAUACGCUUUAAGAUAUUAUCAAAACAAUAUUACUGACGUUAAUCUUAUAUGACAUAUAUCCUUGUAGAGGGUCUAGGAAGUUUUAAUUUUUCCACAGACUCAGAUUUUAAUAAACACUAUAAAUUAGAAAUACACAUUGACUUAAUUAGCACUACAAAUCUAUUUUUUAUCAAAAAUUUUCCCAAACUAUUUAUUAUCGUAAUAUAUCUUAUUUUAUUAUAUUGAUUCGAGAUAUAUCAACAUAUGAUCAAAUGCGUCAACUCUUGGAGAACAAGAUAUAUAAUUGGAAUUCAUUUUCGUCUAUAUAAUAAUGAAACGUGUGGACAGAUAAAGUUGUGGGUCCCAUAUCUUCCUAAACGAACGGUAUUCUAAGCUGACUUUUUUACUGUAAAUAAAACUCAUCGAGCUUUAUAAGAUAGCAUAACUUUCAGUCGAUUCAAAGAACUCAUGUGUUUUCGUGGUCGAAACUCCAUGAAAUAGGUCAUAACUAUUUUCAUAUGAAAAGUUACUGUAGGGCAAAUCUUUGUAAAGAAUAGGAUAGAGGAAGAAAUUGUGCAUAAACUGAGAUGUUUGAACUCUAUAUUGUUCUACUUUUAAGUUUUAUAUCAACAAUCUUUUCAGUAAAUCUGUACAAAUUCUCUCAAUAUUUCAAAUAAAGAAAUCAUUAUUUCAUCUAGAAUUGCUGUUUGUCUCAUGUGAAGUUUGGAAUCGGUCGACUUUUUGGGACCCGAUCAGACUCGACGCGAGUCGGACCCUAUUAAACACUGUCUCCUAGUGAAAAAAGAAAAGUGAUAUCCCUUGCUUUUGCUUCGCACAUCAAGAAAUACAAAAAAUCCAUCUCGGUGUCCGAAUACUUUAUUAACUGAUUGUAUAUAUUUAUGAAAUUACAGUAAUAAAAAAACGUUAAUCAGAUGGUAAAUCUAUUAAAAAUGAUGAUGAUGAACACAAGAAUGGAUAUACUAAUGAAAAUCAACAAUGACUUAAACCAAAAAAACUAAAGUAUAAAAACCAUAUUUCUUCGAAUAAUUUGCAAAUUUUUAUUUUUAGAAAUUAUGUGAUGAUGAUGAAACAAAUGAAUCAAUGGAUGAAGAUAUUCUAUAGGAUAAUGAUUUUAGUGAUAUUAAAAGUACAAGUGAAGAAGAAGAUGAUGAAACUAAAUUUCGUUAAAUAAACGUUUCCUUUUUUCGUUUAAAUAUAUUUUUAAUUAAAUUAGCUUGAUAUUGAAAAAAAUCUAAAACAUGACGUGAAAAACAACGUCAAACAAAAGAAUGUUCAGAACAAGAAUUAUUAACUAAUAUUCAACGAUAAAUAAAAGUUCAAUUUCCUAGUGGACAACAAAUAACAAAAGAAGGUUAAUGAAAAAAAACAAUAAUUUCAUUAAAAAAAUUCUUUUGUUAAGCUCCACAAGCUGAUUUACAAUUAUUAAUGUAUCGUAUUCGUAUAGGAAUUAAUAUUUUAAAUGAUUUUAAAAAUAAACGAGAAUUAAAUUGUUUUUUACCUGUUAUGGCAUUAACACCUCAACCUAAUGAAAGAAUUUUAGAUACAUGUACAGCUCCGGAUUUAAAAUUAGAUGCAUUAAUGAGAAAUAGUGGUACAUUAGUAGUAAAUGAUGCUAAUAAAAUCGUGUAA